Messenger RNA from Papaver somniferum (opium poppy), 1111 nucleotides. Its product is annotated as vesicle-associated protein 1-3-like. NCBI's taxonomy places the organism in Eukaryota, Viridiplantae, Streptophyta, Magnoliopsida, Ranunculales, Papaveraceae. Gene Ontology annotation, biological process: endoplasmic reticulum membrane organization. Gene Ontology annotation, cellular component: endoplasmic reticulum membrane; plasma membrane. The record is from RefSeq and is a predicted model, not a curated record. Bases 163 to 876 code for a protein of 237 amino acids. The transcript has 8 exons.
AAGGCUACGUUGGUCAUCUAUCGAAUUCACAGAUCAAAAACUCUAAAGAGAGAGAGAGGAAAGAAAAAGGGGUAAAUAGUUUUUCUCUUUUGGUGUUUGGUCGAUUUGAUUGAUCAGAUCAUUCCAUUCAAUUGAUUCUUCCGAGUCAUAAUAAUUAUAAGUAUGAGUAGCGGAGAUCUCUUAAACAUUCAGCCAACAGAGCUCAAAUUUCCAUUUGAAUUGAAAAAGCAGAGUUCAUGUUCUCUGCAAUUAACGAACAAAACCAAUGAAUAUGUUGCAUUCAAGGUUAAAACGACGAAUCCGAAGAAAUACUGUGUUCGUCCAAACACAGGAAUUGUAUUACCUGGAGCAACAUGCGACGUUACAGUAACUAUGCAAGCACAGAAGGAAGCUCCACAGGAUAUGCAAUGCAAAGACAAGUUCCUUCUACAGAGUGUUACAGCACCAAAUGGUGCAACAGGGAAAGACAUUACACCUGAAAUGUUUAACAAAGAAAGUGGAAAGGUUGUUGAGGAAUUCAAGUUGAGGGUGAUUUAUAUUCCAGCAAAUCCACCUUCGCCUGUACCUGAAGGAUCUGAGGAAGGAUCUUCUCCUAGGGCUUCUGGUGUGGAGAAUGGGAAUCCAGGAACUUCUUUGUUUGAUGCUGUAUCAAGAUCUCUAGAGGAGCCAAAGGAGAAAUCAGAGGCAUGGUCUAUGGUUUCAAAGUUGACUGAGGAGAAGAAUUCUGCUGUUCAACAAAAUCAAAAGCUUCGCCAAGAACUGGAAUUAAUGAGAAAAGAGAUUAGCAAAAACCGUCCUGGUGGCGUUUCUUUCCUGUUUGUGGUGGUGGUUGGUCUCCUGGGACUAUUAGUUGGAUUCCUUGUGAAGAAGUCGUAAGAAUGCUGGUACCAUAUAUUGUAAGAAGCCUGAUGUCGGCCUCUCAUCUCUAGAAACCAUUGUGUCAGACGCAUCUUUUUGUGUUAUUGGAUUUUAUUAAAACAAUUUUAAAUAGGUGAGACAACCUUCUCUGCGUUUUUGUAUAAAAAUUUGGUAAAUCUUUCGUCAUGUAUUACUGCCUUUAGGAUUUUAAUACACCAUAUGAAAGGAUAAAAUUUCUUUCUUUUCAUUUUUC